AGAGGCUCAGCUGGGGACCCUUGGAAGAGAAGAAGCUCCCGGGGGCCCAGACUCACGCCCAGCACGGCCCCUGACCCACGCUGCCCACCCGCCAGGCGGGAGCCAUGGAUAAGUUCCGCAUGCUUUUCCAGUACUUCCAGUCCAGCUCCGAGUCUGUGAUGAACGGCAUCUGCCUGCUGCUGGCUGCGGCCACCGUCAAGCUGUACUCCUCCUUCGACUUCAACUGCCCCUGCCUGGCACGCUACAACGCCCUCUACGGCCUGGGCCUGCUGCUCACACCGCCGCUCGCCCUUUUCCUCUGCGGCCUCCUUGCCAACCGGCAGACCGUGGUGAUGGUGGAGGAGUGGCGCCGGCCUGCGGGGCACCGGAAGAAGGACCCAGGGAUCAUCAGGUACAUGUGCUCCUCGGUGCUGCAGAGAGCCCUGGCCGCCCCCCUGGUCUGGAUCCUGCUGGCCCUCCUCGACGGGAAGUGCUUUGUGUGUGCCUUCAGCAGCUCCGUGGACCCUGAGAAGUUUCUGGACUUUGCCAACAUGACCCCCAGCCAGGUCCAGUUGUUUCUGGCCAAGGUACCCUGCAAGGAAGACGCGCUGGUCAGGGACAGCCCCGCGAGGAAGGCGGUGUCUCGAUACCUGCGGUGCCUGUCACAGGCCAUGGGCUGGAGUAUCACCCUGCUGCUGAUCGUGGUGGCCUUCCUGGCCCGCUGCCUGAGACCCUGCUUUGACCAGACAAUCUUCCUGCAGCGCAGAUACUGGAGCAACUACGUGGACCUGGAGCAGAAGCUCUUUGACGAGACGUGCUGUGAGCAUGCGCGGGACUUCGCCCACCGCUGCGUGCUGCACUUCUUCGCCAGCAUGCAGAACGAAAUGCAGGCGCGGGGGCUGCAGCGGGGCAAGGCCAGCAGGGGUGCCGAGGCCCCCGAGAUCUCAGAGCCCACCGAGGGAAUGGACGGCGGGAGUGGGAAGGCCUACCUGCGCACAGUCUCCAGCCAGGAGCAGGUGAACCAUCUCCUGAGCACCUGGUACUCCAGCAAACCGCCGCUCGACCUCGCAGCAUCCCCGCGGCUCUGGGGGCGUGGCCUCAGCCACCGCGCCCCCACCGUUGCUCAGGGUACCAAGCUGUCCCAGCGCACAGACGUGUAGGCCCCCCCCCCCCCGACCCCGCAGUGUCCCCACGUCAAGGGUCAGUGCUGACCAGGGUUGGGGCCUUUCCAGGCUGUGGGAACCACAAGGCAAGCCAGCCUAACCCUUGUUGGCCUCCUUCCCCGCAAAUAGCCUAGUUUCUGGGGGUGGCUGCCCCUGUGCUCUAAAGCAGGGCUUCAGAGACUUGACUGCGCUCAUCACUCAGCGGGGCUUUCGGGAAAUGCAGAUUCUGAUUCCGCGUAUCCAGGACUGGUUCCAAGACUGCGUUUCUAACGGGCCCCCAGGUGACGGUGCGGAUUCUGGUCAGGGGACCAGACUUUGAGUAGCAGGAAUCCAAAAUGAUCUGCCACGGGUUCUGGGUUCUAGGUGCCAGAUUCUAAAUAAUAAUAAUACAAUAACGAUGACAACAACAACAACAUGUUUAUAUGGUGCUUACUAUGUGCCAGGCAU
Molecule: messenger RNA, 1589 nt
Organism: Phyllostomus discolor (pale spear-nosed bat)
Lineage: Eukaryota; Metazoa; Chordata; Mammalia; Chiroptera; Phyllostomidae
Gene: CALHM3
Product: calcium homeostasis modulator 3
Exons: 3
Coding region: 105-1139 (344 amino acids)
Molecular function (GO): monoatomic cation channel activity
Source: RefSeq, a predicted model, not a curated record